Mercurialis annua (annual mercury) is the source of this 1122-nucleotide messenger RNA. Its product is annotated as sec14 cytosolic factor-like. The coding region runs from base 195 to 980 and encodes 261 amino acids. Lineage: Eukaryota; Viridiplantae; Streptophyta; Magnoliopsida; Malpighiales; Euphorbiaceae. The record is from RefSeq and is a predicted model, not a curated record. The transcript is spliced from 6 exons.
UCAUGUAAUUGUAAGGUGUGAAUUGUGAUCGAGAAUCGAAGUAUAUGCAUAACGCAUGUCUUAAAUGAUGUAGCUCAACAGUUAAUGCGUUUUUUCCUUCACAUUUCGGCAAACUUUGUUGUUUCUUUCUGUUAAAAGUAAGCCUCGGAGUUGGUAUUAAAAAACCCCAAAAGAUAGAAAGAAUUCGAGUUCACAUGAUGAACGGUGAACAAAUGACGAAAAUUAAUGGAGAUCAAACGGGGAAACAAAAUUAUGCAGUUGAAGAGAGUGACUGUCAAAGCAAUGGGAUGGUAGCUAAACUCCGUCUUUUCAGAGAUUCUCUUCAAACACAACCACCCUUUAUUUCCAAGGAAAUUGAUGACAUGACUCUUAAAAGAUUUCUCCGAGCUCGUGAUUUCGAUGUGAAGAAAGCUUCUGCCAUGCUCCUCAAGUACCUGAAAUGGAGAAAUGAAUUUGUUCCAAAUGGUUCAGUUUCCCCAUCAGAAGUUCCAAAUGAAAUUGCACAAAAUAAAAUGUUUAUGCAAGGAUUUGAUAGAACAGGCCGUCCCAUUACUGUUCUCUUUGGAGCUAAGCAUUUUCAAAAUAAAAAUUUAGAUGAAUUCAAGCGUUAUGUGGUCGGCGCCCUGGACAAAUUAUGUGCCAGGGUGCCAGCAGAGCAGGAGAAAUUUGUAGUGAUAGGAGAUCUUCAAGGUUGGUGCUACGCAAACUGCGAUUUCCAUGGAUACCUUGCAGCUCUAUCCAUAUUGCAGGACUAUUUUCCAGAGAGACUGGGGAAGGUGUUCAUUGUGCACGUACCCUACAUUUUUAUGGCAGUGUGGAAACUAGUUUGUCCUUUUAUAGACCACAACACCAGGAAGAAGAUAGUAUUUGUGGAGAACAAAAAGUUGAAAUCGACUCUCCUUGAAGAUAUUGACGAGACACAAAUGCCGGAGAUAUAUGGAGGUCAACUUCCAUUAGUUCCAAUCCUUCAAAGCUGCUAAUAAAAGGCCUUAGUGAUAACGUUGUAAAGUUGGACUCAACAUGAUGAAUAUAUCAUGUAGACUUUAUAUAGUGAUAAUACUAUGUAAAAAGAUGGCUAUCAACUAGAAUCGGAAGCUGCUUUCUAAUUUAUCAUAUUAUCGA